AUGAAUGCUGUGAUAGCAGCAGCAGCAGCGGGGGGAGGAGGGGGGAUCGCCGGGGGAGUGGGUUUGGGGGGGUUGGGCAUCGGAGGGGUGAAGCGGGCAGUGAGGGAGGAGGGGGGGAGGGUGGCGAGGGUGAGAGCAAAGAGGAUGGCUGAUAUGCUGCAGCGAGCAGGCAGCAUCGUGAAACAG
This is a messenger RNA of Closterium sp. NIES-65, 186 nucleotides long. NCBI's taxonomy places the organism in Eukaryota, Viridiplantae, Streptophyta, Zygnematophyceae, Desmidiales, Closteriaceae. The record is from the annotation of a GenBank genome assembly.